GGGGGCGCGUCAAGUAACCUGGCGGAAGGGGCGGAGCCGAGCGGCGGCGACGCUGCCUGGUCGCCUAGCAACAGCCCAGCUAGAAGCGAUGGAGGCCCGCAGCAGCAGGGAGCUCCAAGCCAGGAAUUAUUUGGAAAAACAUCGGAUUAUGGAUUUGCUGACCUAUCUUACCAGCGCCCUCCUCUUUUUCCGGCCGGAAAGACCAAGAGAGUAUUUAAUAUCUAUACUGGAACGGCUGAGAAUUGCCAAACUAUCAGGCGUGGCUCUCCCUUUCUUUAUGGAUAACUCUAAUAUUGCAUCUAUGUUUGAGAUGCUGGACUCCUCGAAUAAAGGAUCCAUAUCAUUCGUACAGUAUAAAGAAGCACUAAAAACCCUGGGUCUGUGUACUGCAGAUGAAGUUUUAAAAGAUGAUGGACAUGGAGUAACUUUUGAAAAAUUCAGGAAUGAAGUGCCCAAGAAAUGGACAAGACACAGAAGGACCAUGGCAGUGACAGCUCAGUAGCACCUGGAGAACCAG
Messenger RNA from Bubalus bubalis (water buffalo), 517 nucleotides. It is a transcript of the gene EFCAB10, whose product is annotated as EF-hand calcium binding domain 10. The transcript has 4 exons. NCBI's taxonomy places the organism in Eukaryota, Metazoa, Chordata, Mammalia, Artiodactyla, Bovidae. The coding region runs from base 89 to 502 and encodes 137 amino acids. Gene Ontology annotation, molecular function: calcium ion binding. The record is from RefSeq and is a predicted model, not a curated record.